CUUGAUUGAAUGCCCUUGUCCAAACUAUCUUUCAAGAGACACAAGAAAAGGCAACAUGAAAGUCAAGACGGUCACACGGAUAAUAUAGCCGACGAAGAAUAUGCUUCUAGCAGCAAGAAGAAAAAGAAGCAUAAGCGACAUAAAUCUCACAAAUCAAAGCACAGUCACCAUUCUUAUAAACCACCCAUCAUCAACGAUGACAUAGAAGGAUGGGUACCCCCUUCUGAUUCUAUUAAAAGGGACGAAACUGAGUGGAACGAAAGGCUUUUUGAUGCGAUGGUAGACGAUGAAGGCCAAGAUUUCCAUUCUUCACGCUUCGACUCUUAUUGGCAACCUACACCCGGCGAUGUUCCCACCGGUAGCCAAAGCGUAAACCAAAUGACGGAUGAAGAAUACCGACAGUAUAUGGUUAGUGAAAUGUAUAAGCGAACGCAUGCAGAUGAAAUACGUAUCGAGGAAGAGAGACGAGAAAAACGGAAGAAGGCGAAGGAAGCUAAGGAAAAGGCCAAAGCUGAAGCCAAAGAACAAGAAGCUAAGCGUGAGCGUGAACGCGAGGCCGUUAGAAAACUUCGACAGCUUCAGAAAAUGGGAUCUUCAAGGAAAAAGUAUAUGUCAAACUGGGAGGCGUUGGAUAUUGCGUCCACUACAGUAAAGCGCUUACGACUCAACGAUAUACCUUGGCCAUUUGUCGGCUCCGAGGUUUCCAAGAUCGCUGUCAAGGAAUUCUUGUUAUAUGACAUACAGGAUUUGGCAGAACAGAAAAAAAUCAUUCGAAAAGAGCAACUAAGGUAUCACCCGGAUAAAUUUAUGCAAAAGAUAUCUGCUCGAUUGGUGGAUGACGUGGAAGAACGCAAGUUGAUCAGUGAUAGAAUCAAUCACAUUUCAAGUUGUUUGAAUGACAUUUGGAAAGAACUGUAGAUAAAUUGGUAGACAUUUAGUACCCUCAGUGUAAAAUAUUCAUAAAUCCUUAUAGAUUAUAAUUUUACUUCAAUACAUUCGUCAUACAUAUUGUGUUUACGAAAUUGAUUGUCGUACAGCUUAGCUUGGAAUAAGUACAUCUGAUAAGCUGAGGCAGAAGAA
Molecule: messenger RNA, 1080 nt
Organism: Umbelopsis ramanniana AG
Lineage: Eukaryota; Fungi; Mucoromycota; Umbelopsidomycetes; Umbelopsidales; Umbelopsidaceae
Exons: 1
Coding region: 10-918 (302 amino acids)
Biological process (GO): canonical NF-kappaB signal transduction
Source: RefSeq, a predicted model, not a curated record